GCGUUGCAUUGUGGGGGGAACGCACAGCUCCGGACCGUCGCCAUAUUUGCUCGGCUUGUAGUCGCUUUAGGCUCAAACACGAAAACAAACAAAACCAACAGAAGCGAAGAAACGAGCCAGAAACCGAGCACCGGCCCCGGUGCCCAGCUUUAACGGCUCAGACAGCGGCAGAGGCAGACAAGGCGGCUCGUGUCGGAGUGAUGGGGCGCUCGCGGAGCCGCAGCUCCUCGCGCUCGAAGCACCCGAAGAGCGGCAAGCGAAGCAAGAAGCGCGCGCGGAGCGGCGGGGCAGGCAGCUCGCGGUCGCGCUCCCGCUCCCGGGACCGCGAGCGCAGCAAGAAGCGGUCUCGGUCCCGAGAAGCCAAACGGAGCCGCCGCAAAGAAUCGCGCUCCCGGUCUCGGUCGCGGUCCCGGUCCAACAACACGGCGGUGGCGGCGGCCUCGCGGCGGGAGAGAGAGCGGGAGCGGGAGAAGAGCUCUCCGCCAGAGAGAGUGGACAUGUUCGGGCGGACGCUCAGCAAACGGGCCGCCGUGGACGAGAAGCAGAGGAAGGAGGAGGAGGAGAGGAAGGCGGAGAUGGAGAGACAGAGGAAGAUACGGCAGCAGGAGAUCGAGGAGCGGCUGAUUGAGGAGGAGACAGCACGGCGGGUGGAGGAGAUGGUGGCCCGGCGUGUAGAGGAGGAGCUGGAGAAGCGGAGAGACGAGAUCGAGCGGGAGGUACUGCGACGCGUGGAGGAGGCCAAACGCAUCAUGGAGGCUCAGCUGCUGCAGGAGCUGGAGAGGCAGAGGCAAGCUGAGCUCAGCGCGCAGAAAGCCCGAGAGGAAGAAGAAAAAUCCAAAAGGGAGGAACUGGAGAAAAUUUUGGAAGAAAACAACAGAAAGAUCGCUGAAGCUCAGGCUAAACUGGCAGAGGAUCAGCUGCGUAUAGUGGAGGAGCAGCGAAAGAUCCAUGAGGAGCGUAUGAAACUCGAGCAGGAGAGGCAGAAACAGCAAAAGGAAGAGCAGAAGAUGAUUCUGGGGAAGGGCAAGUCCCGACCUCGCCUCUCCUUCGCACUCAAAGCAACGGACUGAUCAUCCUCUCCUCUCUUCUCCCCUCCUCUUUUCUCCUCUCCUCUCCAUUGCUACCCUCUCCUUCUGGACGAAAACUUCAUUUUGAAGCGAAUCUCUGGGAGUCUUAUGAGAAUCCAGCUCUGGCAGUCUCUCCUCCGGGGUUCGGAAAAACUCUGCUCCCUUCCCAAACCCUCGGUUGAGGAAGUUUUGCCAUGCUGAACUUUGCUGCCACCUCCACGGACUGGCUGGUUCUUUCAGUUUUAGCAACUUUUUUUUAUGUUACGUUCUGCCACAGCUGUAUAGGAAGCUUUUCCCUCCCGACAUUUCGGGGCCAUCCGCUUUGUUUUUAUCGAAAGGCAAUAGCGAAGAGAACAGUGGGCUUGUGUGUAUGUGUGCGGGCAGGAGUGUGUGCGUGCGCGCUUGUACUAAAGCCUUAGAAAGCCUUGCGUAAGGUGUUUGGGAGCUCCCUUGUUUUUGGUUUAGACUUGAGCACAGUUUGUUCCAAUUACACAACUUUAAUCCAUCCAUCCGUUUAUUUCCGCAAGGGGGAGUGAAACGUUGAGGAAGCGGGGUUGGGAGAUUAUUUGAAAUGAAAUAUGAGGUAUGUGUGCAUUGGUGAGGGGUGGGAGGGGGGAUAUCAGUUUUGCGGGCACCUUAAACCAAGGAGAGCUCCUGAAUGACCCGUGCUGCUUCAUCCAUUUGUUUCCUGCAAAUCGUGAUCAUUGAAACGUCCUGUUUUACGUUACUUUUGACAUCGUUCACUCACCACUGUAACGAUCCCGCAGCAUAUAGGAAGAUGCGUGUAAGGGAGACUUUUUAUUCAACAGUUUCAUUUGAACUGUUUGCUUAGACAGCAUGGGUGAAUGGUGUGGGUUGUGUGGACGUCUGCUGAACUGUUUUGGUUCAUAAAGGAAAUCGGAAGACACAGGUAAGAUUGCUUAGGGUGUGUGUGUGCGCGUGUGUGUGUUAGUUAGGUGGUAUCAUAUCGUGGUUAACUCCUCCUUGUCUUGUAAAGUGGAACUGAGCCGUUCAUUAAUAAAUCCUUUGACUAUGA
This is a messenger RNA of Pygocentrus nattereri (red-bellied piranha), 2103 nucleotides long. It is a transcript of the gene arglu1a, whose product is annotated as arginine and glutamate rich 1a. The transcript has 4 exons. Gene Ontology annotation, molecular function: cadherin binding. Gene Ontology annotation, cellular component: mitochondrion; nucleoplasm. Lineage: Eukaryota; Metazoa; Chordata; Actinopteri; Characiformes; Serrasalmidae. The record is from RefSeq and is a predicted model, not a curated record. The coding region runs from base 201 to 1070 and encodes 289 amino acids.